This is a messenger RNA of Entelurus aequoreus (snake pipefish), 3633 nucleotides long. RefSeq names its product zinc finger protein OZF-like. The coding region runs from base 174 to 1589 and encodes 471 amino acids. Gene Ontology annotation, molecular function: RNA polymerase II cis-regulatory region sequence-specific DNA binding; DNA-binding transcription factor activity, RNA polymerase II-specific. NCBI's taxonomy places the organism in Eukaryota, Metazoa, Chordata, Actinopteri, Syngnathiformes, Syngnathidae. Gene Ontology annotation, biological process: central nervous system development; regulation of transcription by RNA polymerase II. The record is from RefSeq and is a predicted model, not a curated record. The transcript has 2 exons. Gene Ontology annotation, cellular component: nucleus.
GACGAAGACCGCAUGCUAUGGUUGUUCGGAGAUUUUUCGAUUUCACGAUCUUAAAGUCAUAUGAUUCACAGCAAAUAUAGCAACAAAUAUCUCAAUUGGUAUUUUCCAAAGCCACGAAACGUGCAUUGAGUUUGGAGCGAUAUCUGAAGUGAAGAUUGAAGACGUGAUAGAAGAUGGACGACCACUGCUAUGCUAAGAUGGCGACGUCCGCUAAAAGAGAACAUGAAAGAGAAUCAGCGCCACCAACUUCCAGCAAAUCUCUAAUGGAGAUAAAGACUAAAGAUGAAGACGUCCCGCAGCUGAUCGGUAAUCCAGAAGAAGUUUCCCCUCAGUUAGGGGGGAGCUCCACUUUGAAGCAGGAGACUCCACAACCACCCUGCAUUAAAAAGGAAGAGGAGGAACUCUGCAUCACUCAGGAGGGAGAGUGUCUUCUAGGACGAGAGGAAGCUGAUUACACCAAGUUUCCACUGAGUAUUCUCUCUGUGAAGACUGAAGAUGAUGAAGAGAAACCACAAGUAGACAACAUCUUAGCUCCACUAUCAGAUAGUGAGGCUGAAGACGAGGUUGAAGAACCUUUGAGCAGCGAUACAGACUGUGAAGGUGAUAUGAGGACUCACACUGACAACAAACACUCUGAAUGCUCUACAAAGACGAGUGGUAACAAAUGUUUGAGCUACUCAAAUUGUGGUGAAAGCUUUACUAAAAAUUGCCAUUUGACUCAACACAUGAGAACACACACAGGAGAAAAAACAUUUAGUUGUUCAGUUUGUGGCAAAAGCUUUUCUAAAAAUAGCCAAUUGACUCGACACAUGAGAACACACACAGGAGAAAAAACAUUUAUUUGUUCAGUUUGUGGCGUAAGCUUUUCUCAAAAUAGCAAUUUGACUGGACAUAUGAGAACACACACGGGAGAAAAACCAUUUAAUUGUUCAGUUUGCGGAAUAAGCUUUGCUGCUAAGAGGACUUUGACUGAACACAUGAGAACACACACAGGAGAAAAACUAUUUAGUUGUUCAGUUUGUGACAAAAGAUUUUCUCGAAAUAGCUCUUUGACUGAACACAUGAGAACACACACAGGUGAAAAACCAUGUAUUUGUUCAGUUUGUGGCAAAAGCUUUUCUCAAAAUAGCAUUUUGACUCAACACAUGAGAACACACACAGGAGAAAAAACAUUUAAUUGUUCAGUUUGUGACAAAGGAUUUUCUCGAAAUAGCUCUUUGAUUGAACACAUGAGAACACACACAGGUGAAAAAACAUUUAAAUGUUCAGUUUGUGGUAAAAGCUUUUCUCUAAAUAGCCAUGUGACUCAUCACAUGAGAACACACACAGGUGAAAAACCAUUUAGUUGUUCGGUUUGUGGCAAAAGCUUUUCUCAAAAUAGCUCAUUGUGUCGACACAUGAGAACACACACAGGCGAAAAACCAUAUAAGUGUUCAGUUUGUGGCAAAAGCUUUCCUAAUAUUAGCUCAUUGUGUCGACACAUGAGAACACACGCUGGGGAAAAACCAUUUAGUUGUUCAGUGUGCUGUAAAAGGUUCCAACAUAAUGCAGACGCAGUAAAACACAUAAGAACACACAAGGGAAAAUAACCAAUAAGCUGUCUAGUUUGUGGUUUGUUGCUCAUAUGUGGUGACAUCCACCCUACCCAGGACCUCCUCACUGCUUCUUUCACAAAUAUCUGAGGUAUUCAUACAAACUUGGAUUAUUUGGAGCAUAGUCUUGUCUAUUCAUGACCCCAUGUCUUCUCUGUAUCUGAAACCUUCCUGAACAGUAAGAUAGAUGAUGCUUCAAGUGCUUGGUUACUCCUUCUUCAGUCCAGGGACCUGGGGCCUCAUGUGUCAAGUUUGUGCACGCUCAAAAACCUGCACUACACCCUUUUUGUUGAGAUGUAUCAAAACUGACGUUGUGAUGCUGGGUUGCUGUUUGCAUAACCAAGUACCCUUUUUUACUCCUCAGACUGAUUGAUGUGCAAAUCAGAGACAUAUGAACAAUUAACCCCCAACACCCACAACCCAACCCCCACCUCCCUCGACAUCCGGGCAUAACAGGUUCAAUCCGGCCCAUGAUAUGAGUUUGCGAAGUGUAAAAUUCAGCUGUUUUUUUAAUGAAAGAAACUUCUGUUCUAAAUGUGUCCACUGAAAGUCGCAAUAGUAAUUCUGUUAGGCAAGCAAAUAGUUUAUACCGGGGCGAGCAAGUAUACCAAGCAAGAGGUACAUGGUAAAGCGGGGCUGUGACUCCUCCCCCUCCACCCAACGUAAAACAGGAGUAAAAUAAGCAAUCAGUAACCCCACUUAAAAUGCAGCAUGAGACACUGCACACUGAUAUAGUUCUGUGAAAAUGAUUGUCUUCUGUGCAAAUGUAAAGAAAGUGAACAGUGUGUGAUUUACUGCAAUACUGUCAGUCUUUUAAAUUAUUUGUGUUAUAGUAGAGAAUAUAGGAUAUGCUUUCUGUCAAAAAGUGAUUACGUAAUAUAAAUUUAAUAUGAAAAAAUAAUACAAAAAAUGUAGGUCCCGCCCCCUGACUUCCGGUGUAUAUGUCCCGCCUUCUGACAUCUGGCUAUGAUUUGGCAGAUCAAUCUAUGAAAGAUGAGUCUAUUUCACCACUAUAUAUUUACUAUAUUUAAUUUGACAGGCCUUUCGAAAGAUGUGAAGACAAUAAUCUAUAUAUUUACUAUAUUUAAUAUGGAUUUAUUGCAGCUAUAUUCACUGUGUGUAGACUUGAAGGGGGUCUCGUAUCCUUAGUAAGGGCUUUUUUCUAACAGGAAAAUUGGGGGUCUGUUUUAUCAAAUUUUCAGUGAAUUGAGAUAAAGAUGACAUGUUAUCAAAGCCCUACAAUGGGGGGGUGUGGGGGUCCCCACCCUCCUGUCUGUUGUAGUCUAAAACUGAUCUUGACAGUUGUUGAUUGAGGUAACAAUGAAAGAAAAAUAGAAGCAGUCAUAUAAGCAUGCGUGCAAUCCCAUUAAUUAAAUCAAAUGUGCUGGGUCGUAGGAAUGGGAACAGUCACAUCCUUCAUGAUUGAAUGUAACCACGCUCCCCAUCGUUGGAUGAUGCUGAGACAAUUGAUCAUGCAAUGACUUCUCAUCAUUCCUUCAGUUUCUACCUAACGCUGUCCACUAUUUUCAAAAAAAUGUUGUAAUGUUUUAUUAUGCUACAUUUAGUCUUACUUUAUAUCAGGGGUCACCAACGCGGUGCUCGCGGGCACCAAGUAGCCCGUAAGGACCAGAUGAGUAGCCUGCUGGCCUGUUCUAAAAAUAGCUCAAAUAGCAGCACUUACCAGUGAGCUGCCUCUAUUUUUAAAAUUGUAUUUAUUUACUAGCAAGCUGGUCUCGCUUUGCUCGACAUUUUUAAUUCUAAGAGAGACAAAACACAAAUAGAAUUUGAAAAUCCAAAAAAAUAUUUUAAAGACUUGGUCUUCACUUGUUUGAAUAAAUUCAUUACUUUUUUUACUUUGCUUCUUAUAACUUUCAGAAAGACAAUUUUAGAGAAAAAAUACAACCUUAAAAAUUAUUUUAGGAUUUUUAAACACAUAUACCUUUUUACCUUUUAAAUUCCUUCCUCUUCUUUCCUGACAAUUUAAAUCAAUGUUCAAGUACAUUUAUUUUUUUUAUUGUAAAGAAUAAUAAAUACAUUUUAA